AUGCCUGAAGAUGAGUCGGGCAACAUCUCGCAAAGCCACCUCACCGAAAAUGAAUCUUACGACAAUCAGUCAACUGCACAAUUAGAUAGCGACCGCAAACCCGACGAUCUCGAACUCACUUCUUUAAGCCUCUCGUCGCACAGUACCCCGCGCGCUGCACUGCGCGAGAACGCACGCAACGACUCAACAGUAACCUCCUCUAUAGCCCAUCCUUCCCCUUACGAUCAAGGCCUUGCCGAAGAUGACGAGCACUACCAGCAAGACGACUCGUAUCUCCCAACCACACCCGGAAAACAGACGUCGCGCGGUACAUACAACCGAUCUUACGCCGAUAAUUUGCUGUCCUCAUCACCCUUCGUCCCCCCUGUUUCCAACGAAGUGCUCACAUCGGGCAACCACAAAGGCCCCAUUCUGCACAACUUCGGAGACAAAACUUACCGCGUCCAAGCCACACCCAUGGGUAAGGCCUACGAUCCCUCCCGCUCCCGCUUUGCUGUCACUCCCAACGCCGCUUCCGUCAAGAAAUACGCCUUUGAAGACUCCCCCAUUUCUAGUCCUGAACCUGAAGCUCCGCAACUCAACUCAGAGCUCUUCUCCUCCCCGCUUAAGCCCCAAACUCCAGGUACGGGAGGCAGAGGACGUCCCGAUGCAAACCGGUCCCGCGCCCCGCCUAAGCCAGGAACUAGCGUACUCACGCCGGCAAAGGGUGGUUUCGGAAAACGUAGCGAGUGGGAUAGCGAUGAUGAGCAGUUUACUUAUGACGACGACGAUGACGAGCUGGGCCUCAGUCCGCCGAAGACAAUGCAGUUCCAUAUUCCGCAAAGCCGACUUAUGAAAACGCCAGCCAGAGAAGCCUCAAGGCGAAUAGUAGAACAGUUGCUUUUCACAGCCGGUGCGAAUGAUACCACGGAGGACCUACAGGAUGAUCAGAGCCCAAGCGUUAUUCGGCGGGUGGAGAGGCUGGAGGAUGAUACUUUCUAA
Molecule: messenger RNA, 981 nt
Organism: Aspergillus nidulans FGSC A4
Lineage: Eukaryota; Fungi; Ascomycota; Eurotiomycetes; Eurotiales; Aspergillaceae
Exons: 2
Coding region: 1-981 (326 amino acids)
Biological process (GO): attachment of spindle microtubules to kinetochore
Cellular component (GO): mitotic spindle; nucleus; spindle
Source: RefSeq, a predicted model, not a curated record